ACUCCAAAGCCGCCAUCUUCUCACGCACACGGCACACCGCGCAUCCCCUGCUCUCGGCAGUCUCCGCGGGCUCCCUCCUCCGCCGCCGCUUCCAUGGACUCCACGCCGGCACCCGAGGCAGCCCCCGGCGCGUCCUCUUCCUCUCCCGCCGCUGCCGCGGCCGCCGAGGGUCUUGCGGGGGGCGUGGCGGCGAUGACCCUGGAUGAGCGGUUCGAAAUGCUGCGGGGCAUCGGGGAGGAGUGCAUCCAGGAGGACGAGCUCAGGCGACUGCUUGAGAACAAGCCCGUACCCAUCUGCUACGACGGCUUCGAGCCCUCUGGACGCAUGCACAUCGCUCAGGGCGUUGUGAAGACCAUCAACGUGAACAAGAUGGUCAACGCCGGGUGCAAGGUGAAAAUUUGGAUCGCCGACUGGUUCGCGCAGCUCAACAACAAGAUGGGAGGCGACCUGAAGAAGAUCCAGACGGUAGGGCGCUACAUGAUCGAGAUUUGGAAAGCGGCUGGGAUGAACCUUGACGGGGUGGAGUUCCUGUGGUCCUCCGAGGAGAUCAACAAGCGCGCACACGAGUACUGGCCAAUUGUGAUGGACAUUGCCCGGAAAAACAACGUCAAAAGGAUAAUGAGAUGCUGCCAGAUUAUGGGCAGAAGUGAUCAGGACGACUUGACUGCUGCCCAGAUUUUUUACCCUUGCAUGCAAUGUGCUGAUAUAUUUUUCUUAAAGGCUGACAUAUGCCAGUUGGGGAUGGACCAAAGGAAGGUCAACGUGCUAGCUAGGGAGUACUGCGAUGACAUCAAACGGAAGAACAAACCAAUUAUUCUUUCGCAUCAUAUGCUCCCUGGUUUUAAAGAAGGCCAGGAGAAAAUGUCAAAGAGUGAUCCAUCCUCAGCUAUCUUUAUGGAAGAUGAUGAGGCCCAAGUUAAUGUGAAGAUAAAGCAAGCCUUUUGCCCUCCCAAAAUUGUUGAGGGGAAUCCUUGUUUGGAGUAUAUUAAAUACAUUGUUUUCCCUUGGUUUGGAAGAUUUGAGGUCAUCCGUAAGGAAAGCAAUGGUGGUAACAAGACAUUUACAUGCAUGAAUGAACUAAUUUCUGAUUACGAGACUGGUGCUUUGCAUCCUGCCGAUGUCAAACCUGCACUGGCAAAAGCAAUAAAUGAAAUUUUGCAGCCUGUUCGUGAUCAUUUCAACAACAACAACGAAGCCAAAGUUCUUCUUAACACUGUCAAGAAGUACAGAGUAACCAAUUGAGGAGUGGAAGCUGUCCAUCUUUAGGGCAUGUUUACAUUAGGGUGGAUAUCGCCGUUUGAAAUUCUUGUAUGCUAUUCUGUUACUAGUUGCAUAGGUAGCUCAAAAGUUUCAUGUUUCUAGAUAUAUAAAAAGAAUACUUUACUUGUUGACUACUUGAUGUGCAUCAUAGGGCUCAACCUAAACAGUGUUGCACUGUAAGUAUUCGAUAAAAGAUAAACAAAGCCAAUAUCCAGGAG
Zea mays is the source of this 1478-nucleotide messenger RNA. RefSeq names its product tyrosyl-tRNA synthetase. Gene Ontology annotation, cellular component: cytoplasm. The record is from RefSeq and is marked validated. The transcript has 9 exons. NCBI's taxonomy places the organism in Eukaryota, Viridiplantae, Streptophyta, Magnoliopsida, Poales, Poaceae. Gene Ontology annotation, molecular function: tyrosine-tRNA ligase activity; ATP binding. Bases 94 to 1242 code for a protein of 382 amino acids. Gene Ontology annotation, biological process: tyrosyl-tRNA aminoacylation.